AUGAAGUACAAGCAUUUGCCGCUGCCCUGGUGGAGAUUGGACCUGCUGGAUCUGUUGUACAGAGUGACAGCUGUCACCAUCACCAACAGAGGAGACUGCUGUCCUGAGAGACUUGAUGGUGCUGAGAUCCGCAUCGGUAACUCACUGGAGAAUAAUUGCAUCAACAACCCCAGUUGUGCUGUCAUCACCAUCCCAGCAGAAAAGACCUACACCUUCCAGUGUAAUGUGAUGGAGGGUCGCUAUGUUGUUGUUGUCAUCCCUGGCAGGUCGGAAUGGCUCACACUUUGUGAGGUGGAAGUAUUUUCCACAGUCAAACCUCCAGAGUCUUCCACAGAAGCCCCCAAGUCAAAGAGAACGGUGGUGAGGAUGAAGAUCCAAUCAGAUGCUGAUCUGACAGACCAGGCAGUCAGUGACGGAGAGGGAAGGGGGAGAAAGCGAGAAAUAGAACGUGUCUUUGUUUAUGAACAGUUGUGUUUGAGUGCUGUGUCUGUGGACCUGAAGAGGGCUAGCCUGGUGAGAGACUCCAAUGAGAAACAAUAG
Oncorhynchus keta (chum salmon) is the source of this 540-nucleotide messenger RNA. RefSeq names its product fucolectin-like. The coding region runs from base 1 to 540 and encodes 179 amino acids. NCBI's taxonomy places the organism in Eukaryota, Metazoa, Chordata, Actinopteri, Salmoniformes, Salmonidae. The transcript has 4 exons. The record is from RefSeq and is a predicted model, not a curated record.